Molecule: messenger RNA, 480 nt
Organism: Staurois parvus
Lineage: Eukaryota; Metazoa; Chordata; Amphibia; Anura; Ranidae
Source: the annotation of a GenBank genome assembly
CGGGCACCGAGUCGUCUGGCAAGACUGCGGGCAGUCGUCUGGCAAGACUGCGGGGCGGAACAGCGGGCAUCGAGUCAACUGGCGGAACUGCGGGCACCGAGUCGUCUGGCAAGACUGCAGGCACCGAGUCGUCUGGCAAGACUGCGGGCACCGAGUCAUCUGGCGGAACAGCGGGCAUCGAGUCAACAAGCUGGCGGAACAGCGGGCACCGAGUCGUCUGGCGGAACAGCGGGCACCGAGUCGUCUGGCAAGACUGCGGGCACCGAGUCGUCUGGCAUUGGAUCGUCUGGCUCGACAGCGGGCAUCGGGUCACCAGGCAUCAGGUCAUUUGGCUCGCCAGCGGGCACCGCGUCAUCUGGCAAGGCAGUGGGCACCGAGUCACCAGGUACGACAGCGGGCUCUGAGUCAAUUGGCACUACAGCGGGCACCGGAUCAGGUACCGGAUCAUCUGGAUCAACAGCGGGCAUCGAGUCAACUGGC